UGUCAAACUACUUCACUUGACGCGAGAUGGAUCCUCUGUGUUUGAUUCAUGACAUUGUUGGUGAUAUUUGUUAAUUAGCCGUCUUCUGUAGUGUUUCACAGUUUAGUGUCCCUUUCGUGUCACAACAAUGGACUCUAACAUCAUGGAGAUAAUAGAGGAAUUCAUGGAAAGUGCGUUGGCGCAAUGGGUUCAACUGUUUGAGAAGAUGGUUGAGAGUCAGGACGGCCUCCCGCUCUACAGCCAGUACAUGGAAGUAAACUCAAUUUCCCAGAGUGCCCGGGAUCGUUACAUGAGGCUGACCAAUGGGAUUUUCCUCAAUGAGAUCAUGAGGGUCAUAGACCCAAACCCCAAGGUGGAGAGGCUGUACGACAGCGGGAGAGAUGAUCACAUGCUGAGAGUCCAGAACUUUUCCAUUUUAAACCGACACAUCAGAGCCUUCUACCAGGAAGACCUGCAGCAGUUGAUACUGAUGCCUCUCCCAAAUGUCGCCAUUCUGGGUCAGGACCCCCUGACAGAGGCAGCCGUGGAAGAGCUCAGGCGACUGCUGCUGCUCUUACUAGGAUGUGCAGUGCAGUGUGAAGAGAAGGAGACGUUCAUUCAGCAGAUCCAGUCUCUGGACAUUGAGACUCAGGCAGCCAUAGCCAGCUGUAUCCAGCAGGUGACUCAGGACCCUCGCAUGGUGCUGCCGCUGAGGUGGGAGGAGCUGGUGGAGGUUGAAGGUGCGGACUUACAGCUGGCGUUCAGCUCCAUGGCUAAACAGAUCCAAAGCUUGCUGGCACAGAGAGACACACACCUGGAGAGGAUAGCAGAGCUGUGUCGGGAGCGGGAGGCCCAGUCUGACUCAACCAUGGUGCCUCUGGGUGGUCACAGCGAGGAGCCACCCCAAGGUCUGGCACUCCAGCUGGCGCACAGCAAGGCCAAACUCAGGCGCCUUAAACAACAACUGGAAGAUAAAGGUGAUCAGAUAUUGGAUUAUAACCUGGAGAUUCAAACCAUGGAGGAACAGAUCAAGAAACUUCAGAAAGAGAACCGCUCUCUGCAGGGUGAGGUGAGGGGCAUGCGUGCACUGCGGGAUGAGCUGGACUGCGCCCGAGAGCGAGCUGCGCGGGCCGAGCAGCUCCAGACUGAGCUCCAGAGCUGUAAACACAGAUUGCGCAGCCUGGAGCUCACACGCACUCAGCUGAAGGAACAGCAGCAACUGUGUGCAGCGCUGCAGGAGACCAAAGUUCUUCUGGAAGAGCAGCUGGCAGACGCACGAGCGCGCUGCUCCUCGAUAAGGGAGCUCGAGAGGGACAAUCUUCUGCUGCGUCAGAGAAUCACAAACGUAGAAGCGGAGCGAGACACCGAGAGGCAGCGAGUUGAUGAGCUGCUGGAGAUGAACAUGAGCCUUGAGGCGGACCUGAGGCACAGCAGCAGCAGUGGCAGCGUUCCUGCUCCAGUCGCUGUGGUUCACCACCGUUUCCUCCAAUCAGAACUGGACUCUGACGAGGAGCUGAGCGAGCUGAUUGAUCAGAAGCCGCUGAGUGUGGAGGUUGGCGAGGCUUCGACGCUGAUGCUGCUGGGAGCUGAGCAGGAGAACGCAGAGCUUAGGAGACGACUGGAGGAGCUGCAGGCCCAGCAAGAGGCUGAUUCUCCAGAUGCAAAGGAUGAGCUGGCUUGCCUGGAGAUGGAGCAUCAGAACACACUCAGAGAGUUUCAAAACCUGAAGAAUGAAAAUGCCACUUUGAAGCAGCACCUGGAGCAGCUGUUGACCAAACUGCAACUCCAUGAAGACAAGAAGGAGGAGAAAGAAGUGAAGACGCCUGACAGAGAGGGAGAGGAGGAAGUGGAAAGAGGCGUGCAGGGCUCUGAAUCCUGCAGGGGAGAGGGGGAAGGAAGGGUGAGGCUGAUGGGGCUGAGGGAGAGAAGAGGAGAAGUCAUUGGUACCCAGAGGGAAGCAGGAGUUGGGGAAGAGGUCCUCCAUAUUGAAGGGAGAAAAGGAGAUGAUGAGGAGGCUGAGUCCAAGAGGAGAGGAGAGGCAGAGGGAGGGCAGAAAGACAAAGAGAAGAAGGAGAAAGAAAGAAAAAUACAGAUAGAACAGACCUCAGUAACAACUGACAUCCAAAAUCAUCAAAAAGGUGUAGAAGAUGAUCCAGAGACGACAGCUGCAGACCAGGCUGUUUGUUCCCUGUCUGGUCCUGAUGUGGAGCUUCUAACAAACCAACUCCGGGAAGCCCAGGAGGAGGCUGACAGACAAGCGACGGUGGCCCAGGACCUGCGCGCCAAGCUCGGGGAGCAGAGCAGGAAAACCUGGGAGGCUGAACAGAGACUGGUGGUCCUGGAGGCCGAGCUGCAGCGUCUGAAGAAAGCUGCAGAGAGUCUGGGAGACGCCCGCAGGCAGAUAGAGGUUCUUCAGUCGGAGGGUCUGGCGAUGGAGGAGGAGCUGUGCCGCCUGCGCAGCCAAGCGGAGCUCCACAGGAUGCAGACCACAGUCAUCGCCACCCUGGAGGGAGAGCGGGCCACACUGGAGAGAGACAGGGACACACUACGCAGCACCAUGGAGGCCCUGCGCACCGCCCAGCGCAAGAGUGACCAGUUGGAGCUCACCACGCAGACCCUCAGGGCAGAGGUGGAACGACAAGGUCGAAGUUUGGAGACAUCUCGUCGUCGGGAGGAAGAGUUGGAGGCAGAGCUCCGUGAAGCCACUGUGGAGGCCGAAUCUCUGGUCAGGGCGCGAGACCAGGCCCUGCUGGAGGCGUCGAGGCUGGAGCAGGAGAAGGAGGUGUGUCAGUCGGAGCUGGAUGACCAGCGGAAGGAGGGGAGGCAGAGAGAGAGAGAGGCAGCGAGGCUGAGGCAGCAGCUGGAGAGCACGACCCUUGCCCUGGAGCAUAGCAACCAGAGAGCUCGGGCUCUGGACGCUGAACACAGACGUGUGGGUCAGCAGCUGUCUGAAUCAAAGGAGCUCUGCACUCGGCUGCAGGACCUGGAGAAAGAGCUCAGCACUCGAUUAACCAACGUGGAGGAGGGUAAACAGCAGCUGCAGGAGCAGUACGCAGAUGCUCAGGCCAAGAUCAGCUCACUGUCCCAGGACCUAACCAAUGAGCAGGCGCGCUCUCAGAAGCUGUCGACAGAUGUCGAACGUCUGAGCCACAAACUUCAAAAAGCUGAGGCUCAACUAAAGACGACAACCGAUUCUCUCAACCAAUCACAGGAAAGAAUUGCGUCGCUCUCCCAGUGCCUCAAGAAAAGUGAAUCUGUUCUCCAAAAGAAGGAUGCUACAUCUAAUUCAAAUUCAGACUCCCCAAAUGAAACACAAAUUUGUGAGAUGCACACCCAGAAGGCAUCACAUCUGGAUCAAUCCCCCGCAGCUGGCAAAGGUCGUGACCUUUCCGUGACCCACGAUGAUGCCACAGGAGAGACGGAGAGGCAUCUGAGUGAGAGGUUGAUAGAGCUGGAAAGAGAGAAAGCGGUGGUGGUUGCAGGACAGGAGGCUUUGCUGUCGCGGCUGUCUCAGUCCCAUGAGGCGUGUGAGCACCUGAAGGAGCAGCUGGAAGCUCUGCGCCGACACUCCCUCAGCCUGCAGGACUCGUGCACCAGCCUACAGACACUCAACACCCAACUACAGGUGGAGCAAGCUUCCCUGAGCUCCCAGCAUGCAGCAGUGCUGGCACGCAGCAGUGAGAGCGAGGCCCGUUGUGCGGCUCUGGAGGCUGAGUCCAAGGUGUGGGCGCGGGAGCGGGAGGAGUCUGUGGCCAGGAUGGAGGCUCUGAGGCGGGACCACGAGCGGAUGACGGCUCUGCAGCAGCGGCAGGAGGUGGAGCUAGAGGAGCUGCUGGACAAGCACUCGCAGCUGAGGAGCAACAACCGCAGCCUGGAGGCCCAGCACAGGGAGCUGGAGGCCAGGUACAAGGAGCUCCUGGAUGGUAAAACCCAGCUGGAGGAGAGAGAGCGGGAGAUGAAGAUGGAGAGAGAGGAGAUGGAAGCAGAGGCCCAGAGGAGAGUGGUGAGAGAACGAGAGCUGGAGAGGCUGAAAGACGACAACGAGAGGCUGCAGGCCCAGCAGAAGGAGUGGUUGGCGUCACAGGCGGAGCUGCUGGCUCAGGGCACAGUGCUGAGGGGGGAGCUGAGCGCCUCCCAGCUGGAACGGACAAGACUGGAGGGGGAGCUCAGCGCACUGAGAGAAACCAACCAGAGCCUGGACCUCAGCAGCGCCCGCCUCACCAGCCAGUACCAGCUGUUGACCCAACUGAAGGGGAACAUGGAGGAGGAGAACCGCCAGUUAGCAGAGCAGAACCAGAGUCUACUGAAGGAGAACCGGGCCUUACUGGAGCAAAGCCUGGAGCGCCGUGACCAGCACUACUCACAGCAGAGGGAGUACCAGGAGAAGCUGAGCGAGCUCCGUCGGGAGAAGCAGAAAUUGGUGGAGAAGAUUAUGGAUCAGUAUAGAGUCCUCGAGCCCAGCAUGCAACCUUCAGCCAGCAAAGCCAAGAAAUCUAACUGGAUUGCAGACAGGAUGAAGAAGCUAAUCAAACCCCGGGGAGUAGGAAAAGAGGGACGUGCCCUCUUCACCGCCGCAGGCAGCGUGGAAAACCUGGCCGACAGCACUGAAUUUACAUCAGACGCGCACACACCUCACCCUGACCCCCGCAGUGCUCCAGUCUCUCCUUCUCCCAUGAGAAAAGCUCCAUCCCAGGCAGAGCUUGACAUCUCAGCUCCUGGGACUCCGGCCAUGCGCUCCGGCUCCGGGGGCCGUCGUAAACUGGGAUCCCGUCACGGCUGGGGGCUCGGGUUGGCCAAAGGAGGCUCUGGAGUCUCCCAAUCCUUCAGUCCUGGUGAUCACAAAACACCGCCCCGCCUGCGGCUGCGCUCCAACCCGCACACCCCCACUGUCCUCUGGGAGGGACAGAGAGGCGAAACAAACACACCCCAGGCAGCAGACGCACCGUUGAGCAGUCAGGAGAGUGUCGAGGAGGAUGAAGGCAGAGAUAAUCAACAAUCCAGUAAUGACACCGCAAAAACCUGAGACAGAAGUCGACUCUCAAUUAAAAAAAGAGAAAACAACAACUUUUUUUUAUUAUGUGCUCCUGGCAAACUGUCUAGCCAGUUUUUGAUGGAUGACUUCUUUAAAUAUGAGAUCUUCCUAGUAUUUUUGAAUACAUGAAUGAAUAAAUCCUUUUGACAAUGA
Messenger RNA from Plectropomus leopardus (leopard coralgrouper), 5164 nucleotides. It is a transcript of the gene ccdc88b, whose product is annotated as coiled-coil and HOOK domain protein 88B. NCBI's taxonomy places the organism in Eukaryota, Metazoa, Chordata, Actinopteri, Perciformes, Serranidae. Gene Ontology annotation, cellular component: cytoplasm; centrosome. Gene Ontology annotation, molecular function: dynein light intermediate chain binding; microtubule binding. Gene Ontology annotation, biological process: cytoplasmic microtubule organization; cytoskeleton-dependent intracellular transport. The record is from RefSeq and is a predicted model, not a curated record.